AUGACUACUGAAGUUUCUUCACAUUUUUUUUUGGGAUUGCCCAUUGAAAUUAUCUAUCAGGUUCUGGACGAGCUUGAUAUAUUACAAAUUUUAUAUUCACUUUGUAAUGUAUGUCCACGACUGAAUAUGAUCAUUGGUACAUAUUAUCGAUAUAAAACACUCGUCACACUAGAUCUCACAGGAAAUAAACUUGGAGCUCGUGAAGCACAAUGUCUGGCUGAUGCAUUAAAAACUAACACGACACUCACUACACUGUAUCUCGGAUCGAAUGGAAUUGGAUAUCGCGGAGCAACGUAUCUGGCUGAUGCAUUAGAAACGAAUAAGGCACUCACCACACUGCAUCUCGGAUCGAAUGAUAUUGGACCUAGUGGAGCACUGUAUCUGAGUUAUGCAUUAGAAAAGAAUAAGACGCUCACUGCACUGCAUCUCGAAUCGAAUGGAAUUGGAUCCGACGGAGCACAGCAUCUGGCUGAUGAAUUAGAAAAUAAUAAGCUUAUAUUACGGAAAUUCUCACGCUUGACUAAACUAUCGAUUGAAAUGAUGCACUAUUCGGAUACAAGUGAUGAUGAAAGUCUUUUAAACGGCUUCCAAUGGGAACAACUCAUUUCUACAUAUCUACCGACUUUGAAUGUACUGAAAUUUCGUAUUUCAAUAUCGAAAGAGCAACUGAAUGCUCAAUUAAUGGGUUCGUUUCAAACGGAGUUUUGGAUUCAACAUAAAUGGUUUGUUGAUUUUGAUGUUGGUAUACUUUACACAACGACAUAUACGAAAAGAGAAUUAACGUUAUGGUGCACUCGAAAUAUAUCAUCAUUGUUGUCAGGAGUUUCUAAUAGAUAUGAUCAUGUAGAAACAUUAGUGGUGAAUUUCAGCACUGAUUUUCAAUGGUCUGCUGAAGCUUUAUCAUCGUUUCCAGAGGACUACUACGAAUAUGACAGGCGUGGUAUGCGUUGUGGUUUUGUUCAUGACCAGCUGAAACCAGACGAGUAUCAAUCAGUUUGCAUUUUUUUGAAUAAAAUUCUGCGCUUAUCGAAACUACAGUCAUUGGCUAUCUACAGCUUUCUACCAAAAGAUUAUUUGAUCCAGUUACUUAGUAGCCCAACGAAUUUAACGAAACUAGAGCUUCACGGUUGGGCAGGUGAUGUACCAAAUCGAAUAUAA
Messenger RNA from Rotaria socialis, 1158 nucleotides. The record is from the annotation of a GenBank genome assembly. NCBI's taxonomy places the organism in Eukaryota, Metazoa, Rotifera, Eurotatoria, Philodinida, Philodinidae.